GUCAUCAAAACUUUUUACUUUUUAGUGCUUGGCCUUUCCAUCUUCUUUCAAUUUCCACGCGUUUCGCUCUCUCCGUCGCCGGAUCAGCCAUGAGCUCCGCCGCCGAUCCCAAGCCCGUCGUCACCGGCUACCCCGUCUCGGCCGCUGGCUACCCCUACGCCGCCCCACCUCCUCCUCCCGCCGUUCACUACUACCCCGCCCCUGCACCGCCUCCCCCGCCAUACCGCUCCAACACUCUCCUCAUCCGCCGACUCAUCGCCGGAGCCAUCGCCGUCUUCCUCGCCGCCGCCGUCGUCACUCUCGCCAUCUGGCUCAUCCUCCGCCCUCGCCUUCCUGAUUUCUCUCUCACCUCCGUCCAUUUCUCACCCCCUUCUCGCUAUGACCUCUCGCUCUCCGUUUACAACCCUAACUCGAAGAUCUCCAUCCAGUACGAUCACGUCACUGCUGCCGUCCUCUACGGCCACGACGCCUUCUCGGAGGUUUCUCUCCCUUCUUUCCAUCUGGGAAAGCGCAAUUCCUCCGUGCUCCACACCCAGCUCGUUGCGGAUGAUGUGGCGAAGGCGAUCGCGGACGAUCAGAAUCGUGGUGAUGAGAGUGCGGGGUUUCAUGUGAGGUUGCUCGCACUGGUGAGGUUCCAAGCUGGGAUUUGGAGGACGGGGAGGCAUGUCAUGAGGGUUUACUGUGAUGAUGUGAGUAUGGGAUUCAAGAAUAAGACUGGUGAUUCAAUGGUCGGCCCUCCAAAGCGCUGCCAGGUUAAUCUCUGAUAACUCUCAGUCUCUCUUCCUCGGCGUUUAAUCUAUGUUAAAGAAUGAUAAUGGAUUUUUUUUUUUAAUGGAAUUAUGCUGUAAUUAGCUGGUGUUGAUGCUAACUGAUACACUGGAAUUUGGUUUCCUUCUAAGGUGAUACUAAAAUUAAGAGCUUUCUGGUAUAUUGUGCACUUCUAUGUGUUUGUGUUUUCAGCUCAUGUGAAAGAUAUACUGCUAUACUUUUGGAGUUAUUUAUGAAUAUGACAUUCGAGACGUGCAAAAUGUUUUGUAAA
Dioscorea cayenensis subsp. rotundata (Guinea yam) is the source of this 1039-nucleotide messenger RNA. Its product is annotated as NDR1/HIN1-like protein 10. NCBI's taxonomy places the organism in Eukaryota, Viridiplantae, Streptophyta, Magnoliopsida, Dioscoreales, Dioscoreaceae. The record is from RefSeq and is a predicted model, not a curated record. The transcript has a single exon. Gene Ontology annotation, biological process: defense response to other organism. Bases 90 to 764 code for a protein of 224 amino acids.